Molecule: messenger RNA, 840 nt
Organism: Cladophialophora yegresii CBS 114405
Lineage: Eukaryota; Fungi; Ascomycota; Eurotiomycetes; Chaetothyriales; Herpotrichiellaceae
Exons: 1
Coding region: 1-840 (279 amino acids)
Source: RefSeq, a predicted model, not a curated record
AUGGCCCCGUUCCUCCAAACCCACCAGCCUAGCUACGCCAGCCGGAUCAAUGAGAAGGGCCACCGCAUCAGCACGCUCACGUACCCGGGCCACCCGUUCUCGCCGCACCUGUGCGCCGUGAUCGCCCGACUGCCCGAAGGGUUCGCGGAAAUGGCACUAAGUCGCGGCGUGGCCGUCGAGAUUAUUAGCUUUCUCGUCAAAUUGACGGAGCUAAUAUCCUGGAUCGCGACCGGGGAGGAUGCCGGAUCUCAAUCAACAGCACCACCACCACCACCAGCAACGAACGACAGCGCCGCGUCAGCACCACAUCGCCCCGACAUGACGAUACAACGCGCAAUCUACGACCUCCAAUGUCUUUCAGCCCUACCACUAACGCCGCCGGAGGCGCAAAUGGUCCGUGCCCUCCUCGCCUUCUGUCUCCACCUAUACAACGAAACUUCCUUCCACAUCCCCUUGGCGCGACCACUCCGGCCCCUGCUUGAAGCGUUCAACGAAACCACAGAGCUGCCGCGCCCGCCAUGGCUCCAGCGGUGCCUGUACUGGUGUGCCGUGGUGGUGGCCAGCGCGUGGGACACACAGAUCGACGCGUCGCCCGAACGGCACGUCGUGCUCGACAAGUUGGCCGCCCGGCUGCCGGAGGCGAGGUGCUGGGCGGAUACCGAGGACUUGAUGCGCAAGUUCUUCUGGUUGGACAGGCUGGGGGAUGAGUGGGAGGUGUGCUGGCGGGCUGCGGCGUUUCGGAAUCGAAGGCACAGGAGGGGAGCCUCGCAGAUUGCGCCACUUUCGCGUUUGGGUGAUCGCGACGGCCCAGCGGGAGUCGGAGACGCCUUCGAUGGGUGA